CUUCUCCCCUACUCUUCGGCGUUGAGAUUCAAACCAGGAAGGGAAACGGCAGGCCAUCCGCAGAGAGCGCUGGAAGCAUACAGCAGUUGGUUUACCCUUACAAUCUUCAUGUUGCACCAGUUACAAGACCGCGAAUCACACGGCGGGCUGACCUGCUGACACUGGUGUCAGACAAUGUGGGAGGUUUAAAUAAUAGCCAGCUGACAGCCGCCGUCGUUGAGCCUGUCAGAUGGUGUAACGUUAACGUUAUUCAACCGGAGGUGGGAAAGCACAGUUUCCACUGAUGGCGAUGUUUCUGCAUUUAAUACAUUAGCCAACAUUUUAAAAUUAAAUGCAUAGUCGAGCAGCAUUAGUCUCUGCAUGAUUACAGCGCCUCUUCUGUUUCUUCAAAUCGGCGAAAACUAGCCACAACUACGAUUGGUUAGUUGAUUUAUUUCCUUCGAAACAACCCUCGGAACGAAUUACACUUUACUUUAAACGCACUGGACAACGUGUAGACGUUAAGAUUUCCCAUGCAAAUUAGAGGACUAGCUAGAUACUUUACUGGACCACAGGAACUAUACGUUACACAGCGAAGAGUACUUUUAUUGGAAAAGUAAAACUUAAUUUUAGUGUAGUAUACCCGUUGCGCAAUUGAAUAAUUCGCAUUUCUAAAAAAAAAAAUAGGCCGGUGAUGAUUUACUUGGACGCGGACUGUGAAAAACUACCGGAAGUACUAGCUAAGUGCCAUUGUGUGUAGCGUUAGCUUGACCAUGGCCAUCGGGCCACGGUAAUCUGAUCGCAGAUCUCUAUCCUGUCCGUCCGGUUCAUCCACCUUCUUAACUCCGUGAUCAUGGAGCUCGCGCAGUGUUCCUACAGCAGACGCGCCACCCCGUCUCUCCGUUUCAGCUCACCGUCUACAGCCGCCGGAGCGGGCAGGUAGCCGGGCGGGGGGUCCAGCGGCAUGCCGUCUGAUGUGGAAUACAGCCCGGUGGGAGAGGGGCUGGGGAUGCGGGACUACUGGCUCUAUGUGUGGCUCCGGAGGGCGGCGGUGAUAGCGGCUCAUGUCACCGGCCUGGGCCUGACCCUCAUCAUCACCCUGCUGUCCAGACCCGGAACCAGUCUGUUUUCUUGGCAUCCAGUGUGUAUGUCUGUUGCAUACUGCCUGUGUAUGAUGGAAGGCAUCCUCCUCUUCUCGGCUGAAGGAUCGCCCUGUUGCUUCAAAUCCCGGAAGGGUAAAGUGCGUCUGCACUGGUUCUUUCAGGCUCUAGCCCUGAUAGCGGCGGCCGCCGGGCUGGGCUUCAUGGUGGCCAGCAAGAACGUGUCGGAGCUCCCCCACCUGCUCAGCUGGCACAGCGUGCUGGGCGUCUGCACCCUGGCCGCCACCGCGCUUCAGGCGGCGUGCGGCGUCUGCGUGAUCUUCCCUCAGCUGCUGCGGCUGUCCUCUCCUCCGCUCAGGCUGAAGCUGUACCACGCCACCUGUGGCCUGGUGGUGUACCUGCUGGCCACAGUGACCGUGGUGUUGGCCAUGUUCUCCGACUGGUUCCAGGCCACGGUGAAAGGGACAGCCUGGUGGGCCUUCCUCCUGCUGCCUCUCUUCCCCGCCCUGGUGGUGAUGAACCAGAUCACUAAUUCCUACCUGCCCCGCAAGAAGAUCACCAGAUAGGAGGCACAUAGCACGUAGUUUAUAUCCACGACGUUCCACUUCAGGGAUUGCUCCGUCAGAAAAUCUGCUGGAUGUCCCUCUUUUAGGCCGGAUACAUGUCACCUUCC
This is a messenger RNA of Perca fluviatilis (European perch), 1752 nucleotides long. It is a transcript of the gene cyb561d1, whose product is annotated as cytochrome b561 domain-containing protein 1. Lineage: Eukaryota; Metazoa; Chordata; Actinopteri; Perciformes; Percidae. The record is from RefSeq and is a predicted model, not a curated record. The transcript has 3 exons. Gene Ontology annotation, molecular function: transmembrane monodehydroascorbate reductase activity. Bases 944 to 1645 code for a protein of 233 amino acids.